Solea senegalensis (Senegalese sole) is the source of this 4648-nucleotide messenger RNA. It is a transcript of the gene sorbs3, whose product is annotated as sorbin and SH3 domain containing 3. Lineage: Eukaryota; Metazoa; Chordata; Actinopteri; Pleuronectiformes; Soleidae. Bases 177 to 2339 code for a protein of 720 amino acids. The transcript has 22 exons. The record is from RefSeq and is a predicted model, not a curated record. Gene Ontology annotation, molecular function: protein binding.
CUCUUCUUCUGCACUGAGACGACCUCACUGCUCUGCCGCCGUGUACAGUGACUGGAUCACUCGCCUGCAGAGAUCGGACCUCGUAACCUCGUCUCGUGUCUGAGCCUGUGAGCAGAUACAUUUGAUGCUGAGUGGAAGAAUCUGACCUCCAUCACACAAGGACCAUAACAGAUCACAUGCAGUCUCAGCAGCCCGUGGAAGUGGUCGGUGAUCCCAAUGGCUCCCGGGGCAUCGUCUACCACUCCGAGGGGCCCGGAGUUUCCUCGGGACAGCGGAUGCUUACUUCUCCAGAGAUGACCCAGGAAGUGGUCAUCUCCCCCGGACUCCCCACUCCUCCGCUGAGCCCUUUCCGCUCAGCGCGGCAGCCAUCUGGAGAGUUCAAGGUCCCUGACGUAAAUGGAAGUGGAACUCUCAGCUUUGGAUCGUAUUAUGGCCCCUCUCAGUCACAUGCAGGUGAUUUGUCCAACGGCGUCCAUGCCUCGUCCACUUUACCACGCAGCUGGACGCCGGCCAGAGAAGAGAGACUCAUCAAGUACUCUGGAAUCGGUCCAGUGGAUGAAACCGGGAUGCCCAUCGCCUCCAGAUCCAGUGUGAACAAGCCCAGAGACUGGUACAAGAGCAUGUUCAGACAGAUUCACAAGAAGCCAGAGGAAUCUGAAAUGGAAGAAUCCGAUCGAUGGUUAGCCGAACGACUCAGCCGGUUAUCUGCCAACACAGACCAAAACAACCACGCAGACGGGAAUCUGUUCAGACUGACGCCACACGGAGCUCUACCAGACUGGAGUGAGGACGUAGAUAAGCUGUCAGACCUGGGAAAGCAGCCGACUCAGCCGAGGAGCAUAUUCGACUUUGAACCAGGAAAGAGCAGCAGCGGAGGCGGCGGCAGCAGUAGCAGCACUCAGACGUAUUUAUCUCCGAAGACACAGCCCGAGAAACCAAAGUCCCCCUCACUGGAGGCCAGUCUGGUCUCUGAGCUGAGUCGCUUCGAGGCUGAGCUGGACUCGGAGAUCCAGGGUCUGGAGAGGAGACUUUCCCAGAAGCAGCAUCAGCAACAGCAUCAGCAGCAGCCGCAGCAUCGAGGCCGGGGUGAGGAGGCCAGAGGCAGAGAUCCAGCAGCUGCUCCAAAGACUGGAACUGCAAACUACAGCAAUUUUUCAGCCCCAAAGCAGCCUGUGCAUCGCUCUGUUGGCACAUCACUGACUUCUGCUCCCACCUAUGUAGAGCGUCUUUCCCCCGCCCAUGACACCAUGGAGCUUCCAGUUAAGAAAGAGGAGAAAAAGAUGAAAGCAGCGAGAGCCAAGUUCAAUUUCAAGGCUCAGUCGCCCAAGGAGCUCACACUGCAGAAAGGAGACAUUGUUUACAUCCACAGGAAGGUUGAUGCCAACUGGUUUGAAGGAGAACAUCACGGAAGAGCUGGGAUAUUCCCCACAUCUUAUGUAGAGGUUCUUGCUCCUACAGAGAAGCCGACACCUAUAAAGUCUCCCACUCUGCAGGUGCUGGACUACGGGGAAGCUGUAGCUCUUUAUAACUUCAACGCUGAUCUACCAGUUGAACUGUCCUUUCGUAAAGGUGAAGUGAUCAGCAUAAGCAGGCGUGUUGAUGACAAGUGGUUGGAGGGCAGGAUCUCGGGGACGAGCCGGAGCGGCAUCUUCCCAGCCACAUACGUCCAGGUCAACAAGAUGCCUCGCACCAGAUACUCCUCCUCUGACGACUACUCACCCAUGUCCCCCACGUCGCCCGGUCCCCAGAGUCCGGGCCGUCCACUCCACUCACCCUGUCCACGCUCACCCUUCACCCCCACGUCCCUCAGCCCCAGAUCUGAGCACUCCCCACUGAAGCCGUCUUCACCCGCACCGUACGGCAGCCCACUCUCACAGUCGCGCUCCCCCACACUGACAGCCAACGACACGGCCUACCUGUGGCCCCAGAGCCCGCACAAAACGACGUCACCCACCACCCACCAGAACAGCCACUGGUCUGGGACUCACUCUCCCAAACAGAACUCCACAGCUCGAGCCGUUUCACCGUCCACUCAGUCAGCGUCUGCACACAGAGCAGGAGGCGCCGCGGAGAACACUUCCAGACACACUGAUCCCUCACAGGGUGCUCCGUCUAAUCCACACGUCAACUCCCAGCCACAAACUGGUGCAACAGUGGGCCAGCGCCAACCGUACAAGGCCGUUUACAACUACAAACCACAGAAUUCAGAUGAGCUGGAGCUCAGAGAAGGAGACAUUGUACAAGUGAUGGAGAAAUGUGACGAUGGCUGGUUUGUAGGUACGUCAGAGAGGACUCGUGCUUUUGGAACUUUUCCCGGAAAUUACGUGGCACCAGUUUGACUCCCGCACGUCCCUUCACUCACCCGCAUCUGUCUGGACUCAAAACGAGCCCCGAGUUCUCGCUUCAGUUCACUCUGACAGAAACAGCUUUGACACCCCUGCAGCAUUUGGGUCGUUCCAUUAGCCGCCACACUCCACAGCCCGGUUUGGUCCAAACCCUGCAUGUUUCCUCUGUUUCCCAGAAGUGAGGUGAAGACAGGGGCACUGUGUGUGGUUUCUCACUUCCCUGCAUGAGUGUGUGUUGCACUGAGACUCAGAGAGUGUUUUCGCACACACACACACACACACACACACACACAGGAAAGAAUGAAUGCUGAUGAUACUGUUUCACAUGCAAAGAAUGGUCUUUUUUGUUCCACAGCUAUUUGCAGCUGCAGGAAAAUUUGCAUUCUUUGCCUCUGAACAGCACAGAUGUCCACUUCUGAUGUCCCCACAAUGCCGCCACCAACCACUGCUGUCGAAUGUGAAUGAGGAUGGUACACACAAUCCCCCCGCCCCAAGCAUUUGUUGAAUCACUAAUUUCUUUUUCCUUUUUCAAAUUAUCUCCUCCAGAUUUCCAUUCCGAUCUCUGAAAAAAACAAAUCCCUGGGCAAAUUUGUGGAAACAACAUGAACCUCUGUAGAAGUGUGCUCAGCAGCACAGUAAGGGCUCGGACAUGUCAAGAUAAGUUUACCGCCUUUUAAAAAGGGGCUUUGCAGAAGAGCGAAUGUAGUUAAUGCAUGUUUAUAAAAUGUGUUCAUUAUAUCUAGACUGUUUGGCUUUGUUGUGUGUGUGUGAUGUUUGUCCCUCAAGUCAUGCAGAUGAUUUGCCAAAGGUGAAAGUAAAGAGACAGAUUGUGUCCUAGGGCUGUCACUUUUAACAAAAAUUAGGUUUGAACGAAUAUUUCAUGACGCACUGUUCCUUUGGAGUGUUCCCCCAUACACACACACAACUCAUUGUCUACCGCUUUAUCUUCCAAACGAGGGUCACAAGGGGAGGAGCCAAUCCCAACUGACAUAUGGCGAAAGGCGGGGUCACACCCUGGAUAGUGUCCAAUUAACCUCUGCAUCUAUUUGGACUGUGGGAGGAAACCGGAGAACCCAAAGAAUACCUACUCGCAUACACACACACAGGAUUCAGACCAGCAACCUUCUUGCUGUGAGGCAACAGUGGUAGCCACUCGACCACCUUUGACCACACACACAUUCACGCAAACAUGACAUUAUUUAUUAUUACUUUUACUACUCGUUUAUGAAGUCACAAGAACCUCACUCGGUUGGAGCUAACAGCUAAGCUAACAGUGAGUCAGCAGAUUUUUUGGCUAAUUUGCUGCGGUGUAGAACCUGAGACACUUAGACACACAGUUUACUUUUAAAAAGACAUAAUUGUCCUCCAUUUUUACAGAGGAACCAGUCGUGACGUCACUAAUUGUACUUCAGCACCUUGAGAUUUACAGAUUAGCUUGCGCCAUGUUGACGUUAAGACAGACGUGUCUUAAUAGCAUAGUAGCUGUCAAGUCCACUCAUAUGUGCUGUAUUUUAUCCUCUUUUUUAACUCUAAGUGGGAACAAAAUUAACAAAAUUGACAUUAUGUUUUGAUUGAAGAUUGAAGACAUUUUUAAUGAUGCUGUACAUCAACUGGGAAGAAGGCUAAUUUUCUUUUCGCAAACAGAGGGGGCGCCCCCUGGUGACUAAUCAGUAUAUGGUUACUUUCGUGUUGGAAACUGGACAACUGUUUUUUUUACAUUACAUUUGAAGUUUGAAAUGUCCCCCCUAAGUUUGAACAAAUAUCCAACAUAAAAAGUAAAAAGUGACAGCCCUAUUCUGCUCUGUGCUCUAAAGGAAGUUGUUCUGAAAUGCAGCUUCAGGCUUUUGUCAGUCCUACAUUAUUAUCUGUGUUGAACAGCUAAAGAUAAAUGUAUGCCUCCACAGCAAUUAUGUGUAUGGUAUAUUUUUUAAAAGCAAUGCUUUAUGUGCUAAAUCUAUAUUUUUGCAAAAUUCUACACUGAACCAUCCCAGCACUCUUGUGUUUCUGCUCCGUUUUGCUGCCACUGGUUUUACAUUGUUUACCUCUGCUGCCCAGAGAGUUACCUUUGUCACUUUGAACAACAACAACGAAAAAAACAGUAUUCAGAAGAACACUCGUGCUCGUGCCAGCGCCGCCUUCAAGGAAUGUUAUCUCUCUUCGUCGUCAUGAAGUCAGUUUGUUUUGAUUUAUUCAUGAUUUCACUGUAAAAAAAGAAAGAAAAGACAAAUCAUAUUUAGACAAAAAUAUGAGAUGAUUGUACAGACUGUAACAUGUAUCCAAUUAAAAGUAUAAUAUAUUUGCUU